This is a messenger RNA of Rhodamnia argentea, 1729 nucleotides long. RefSeq lists its product as uncharacterized. The record is from RefSeq and is a predicted model, not a curated record. Lineage: Eukaryota; Viridiplantae; Streptophyta; Magnoliopsida; Myrtales; Myrtaceae. The transcript has 6 exons. The coding region runs from base 362 to 1495 and encodes 377 amino acids.
ACAACGACCCUCGGUCCUGUUCGUCCCAACCUUAGUUUAUCUUUUGACGUAAACACACCUCUAAAUCUUCAUCUGUUAAUCGGAAAAGAUAAUAAUUGCUGUCCGAUUCAGCGCUCGCUGGGUCCCAUUGCGGAAACGUCUCGUUCGCGGCUGAUUUUCGAUCAGGUCGGAGGCCUACCAUUACUGGGGUGCCUUCCCAAAUCCGGACUUCGUCGCAUUUUCGAGUCGGAUUCGGACUGAAUCGUUUUUCUAUUUGCCCCGGGAUUCUGAACCGUGUGUAGAUUGGAAGCGAAUCGGGCAGCAGCUUGAUUCUGCUUCACGAUCGUCAUCGAAGCAGAGUCGAGCGUGCACGUGGGCAAAGAUGAUGCUGCAUUUUCCGGACCCGGCGAAGCUCAAAACCAAGAAGAUUGUGUUUGAAGAGGUUUUUGCGGCUCUUGACUGUGGCACGCUGGAGCAACUGAAAGAGUUAAGCUCUAAACGACGGGCCAUCGAGGAAACUAUAAAUGCUACAAGCUCGAUUACCGAGGCCAUUGCGAGAGAGAUGUCCGGGGGGCUUACCUCUCAGAAUCAACAGGAUCUCCAAAAGUCGAAACAGUAUCUACCCUUGCUGGAGAACCUAGUUUUCCAUGUCGACAUGGCUAGCAACAACACCCAGAUGGUUCGUUGGAUUUCAAACCUUAGAAUUCAGUGGGCGAGUGCUCUUACUGGCACAUUGCCUUUUCUGAAUCUCAUGGGUCCAAAGUACUUCCAAGUGAAUGACAUUCGGUUUGAGCUCGGAAUGAACCUCUUCCUUUACGGUGCAAUUCUUCGUGAGAGGGCAGUAGAAGUAAUGCCUGAAGAUCUGGUGCAGUCUGCUACCCUCUUCAGAGAAGCUGCUGGAGUUUACCAUCAUCUCUCUCAUUGUGUUCUGUCUUCAUUACAAUCUGCUAACUCUGUUCAGAGGCCACCCGAAGCUACAUCAUAUUUUACCACUGUUAUGAGCCUGAUUUGUUUGGCUGAAGCCCAGAUUGUAACUAUAAUGAAGGCUGAAGAGAAAAGAACUACUGCAGGUCUUUUGGGUAAGUUGCAUUAUGGCGUUUCAGAGUUUCUUGAUGAAGCCACGUGUUUGCUAACUAGUGAACUCAAGGAUAUUUCAGCUCGUCUUUUGGAAUAUAUGUCAUCUUGCAAAGCCUUGCAUGAGCUAAGAAGCCAAAAGUACCUCGCAGAAGAGCUGAGGACGGCUGGCCAAGUCGGGGUUGCCAUCGGAGUUCUCUCUGAAGCAUUGAUCAAUGCGAAAAAGAGAAUUCCUGGGGAAGAGUCAUGGAAAGUCAUAGUCAAGAAAGAAAUCGAUGAGGCUACCGAAACUCUGAGGAAGUUGGAGCACGAGAAUGAGUUUGUCUGGCAUGAGAAGAUCGCUUCGGGUGAUGAGUUGCCGUUGCCUCAGGGUAGCCGGAUCGUGAAGAUCAUACCUUACCAUCCCACCAGAUGCGAGACACCACUCGUUUUCAAGUUGUAGAGUACAGAGACGACUGGGAAGGAUUCUUGUAUAUUCACACGUCCUGUUAGGGAGAAAGAGAUGGUUUUAAUGUGCAGAAUGAACGAUGGGAAUUGAAAAUUUUGGUUUCAUCCUCCACGAUCUCUCGGUUCUUUUUCAAAGGCCAGAUGUGCUAGGGAGCAUAUAAAAUCUGUGCCGUGCAUUCCCUACUUGUAGGAAUUCAAAUCGCGUCAACUAAUAGGGCGAUUUAUUGUU